AGCAUCAGCGAUGGCCCUGGUGGGAGCAAGACUGGUCAAGCCACCCGCCGCCGAAUCCUCCACGUCGCCGAAACGUCGCACCACCGGAAGUGAUGACCGACCCGCUGGGAGCACUUUGGGAGUCUGCUGGCUACCCCAGCUGUGAAGAGGACCUUGCCGCCAUGAGGCUGAAGCUGAAUGUUCCACUCCCGGAAGAGAAGUGCCUCUUGCGCAGCCGCCACGUCAGCCCUCGAUAUGAGGACCGACUGAGGUCCUACAGAGGCCUGUCAGAGCGCAAGUCUCCGCCGAAAAACUUCUUAUUCCGAACUUCAGCAUGGCCUCCGGAGCGCGGCACCGCCUGCGACUUGGGCUCGCCGGACGCCGACAGCGUCCGUGCCAUGUCGCUCUCGUCGUCUGAGCCGGAGGACAGGGACCUCUCGGACAACGACGAGGAAGAAGAGUUCGAGGACACAAGUCCGCUGCUGGCCGCCGCCAAGGCCAACAUACUGGCCGGUGACGACUACGGCUCGGGCUCGGAAAACUCUUCCGCCGCGUCGUCCUCUUCGGACGAAGAAGAGUCGUCCGAGGACAGUGGCCUCACCGCGAUGAGCGAUCGGACGCUUCUGAACAAGAGAAUCGAGCCCAACAACAACUUCAUCGACUCGGUGCUUCUGGGAAGUGCGGACACUCACUUCGUCGGCGGCCACGACGAAGUGACCACGAACUUCGUCACGGCCGAACCUGUGACCGCGCUCAUGGCCAACGUGCUGACGCUGAACGUGGGCUCCUCGCCCACGUCUGGCGACUACAAUGACUUCAGUCCCAUGAGCGAAGGGAGCACGGCGUCCCUGGCGUCGUCGCUCACGUCAUCGUCCAUGAUCGGCAUGGCGUCGAUGACGUCAUCGACCAUGUCCGUGGACUUGGUGAGCAACGCCAACGCCUUCAGGGACGUCGCCUGGAUGCCCGAGGACGGCUUCGUGAUGGACAAGCUGAAGAAGACGGACGCCAACGUGCGCGAACGUGCGGCCGUGGAGGAGUUUGGUGACCUCAAGAUGGUCAACGGCGGAGACGCGUUCUGCUCGGAGGCGUUGACGCCAGAGGCCGAGGAGUUCUCGAGCCGAAGCAGGAGGAAAGCGUACCGCGACGAGGGCGUCAGGCUCCUGCCGGACGUGCUGCCUCCAUUGAAGAUACUGGAAGAGUGCGAGAACGUGUUGAACUCCGCGGCGGUCACCAAGGCCGAGAUCGAUCAGCAGAACGCUUCUCGGCGCAAGCAUCUCCUGGAAGGCGGUGGUGGCGCCGAUAAGCUUCCCUCUUACGGCGUAGCGCCAGACGAUGACCCCUUGGUUUCGGAAGACGUGUCCAGGUGGGCGCUACCGGAGAACGUGGCCAAGAUUUUCGACAAGGCCGAGCUACGCGAGGCGACCACGUCCGCCGCGUCUCUCCUCAACUUCACGCCCGAGAAGGUACGCCGUUCGCGGCUCUCGCUGGCCCCGACACCGUCGGCCCCGACGGGAGCACCUUCGAGGCACGCCGAGGGCCGCCAGCAGGCCUCGCGGUCCACCGGCACAAGCUCGGCAGCCAACGCGGAGCGCCGUCGGGGCCGGGCGUCUUUGUCGCCCGAGCGGUGCGGCGACUUCGACGUGUACAACAUCGAGACGAGCAUGCCCACCAUCGACUGGGAGGCCAUGGAGAGGCACUUGAGCCGAGCCGCCAAGGAGGAUGACUGGCUCGCCAGGAGACGCAAUGACCGUGAGGCGAUUCGACAGAAGUUGGCCAUGGACACAGAUGUGGAGGAGUCCUUUGGUAUUGAGCGCACCAAUCGCAAACCAAGUCUUGCUGUGAGGCUACAAGAAAGCAAGAACCUGCAGAUCUGCUUCAUGAAUGAAACUGCUGCCGAACUGGACUCCUUAGAGCUCUCUGGGGCCGCUGCACAGUCCCAGAAAGACAACAGCACUCAACAGGCCACAAGUCAGCAAGGGAACGCCAACACUUCUUCUGUCGGGCUCCCCAAUGGACUUCUGAAUGCAAGCUCUGACGUCUCCCUGCUGCAGACCAGCACGAAGCCAGCCCAGUGCACGAGCCCUCCAGUCAGGCGUGGCUCACACGAGGAGGCUGCUCCCAAGCGGCCAUCGUUCUUCUUCAACCGACGCAAGAGCUGGCGUCAAAAGAAGGCUGAUGGCAGUGGCGAGGUCAAGAAAGAAGCCUCUUCUGAGUCCUGGAACGGCGAAGACUUCGCCACUCGCCAGGCACGGCUUCAGGCGGAAGCGAGAGCGGCGCUGGCACAAGCCAAGGAGAUGGCACGCAUGCAGAUGGAAGUGGAGCGACAGCAGAAGAAGAAGUCGCCCAUUGCCGACAUUGUUGGCAUUUCUUUUCCUGACAGCCGCCACCGGCUAAGCCGACAGAUGCUGAAUGACAUGAACGUGGCACAGCUGCAAGUAAUUGUCAACGACCUCCACUCACAAAUUGAAAGUCACAAUGAAGAUCUGGUCAAGUUUUUGCUGGAGAGAGACGAUCUUCACAUGGAGCAGGACUCCAUGCUUGUUGAUAUUGAAGACAUGACAAGAUACUUGGGAGCCAAAAACAUGAGUGCAUCUCGUGAUGGCUCGUCAGUGUCCCUGUCUAAUCCGGCAAAGACAAUCCCAUCGAAAUGAAGAGAGACACACCUUCAGCUCUGAAGGGUGCCAAGAGGCAUGCCUACAUUGUGUUCUCUGUAAUCUAUGUUUUUUACUUUAUUUAGCAAGCUCUCUUCCUUCCUUCUAUUCUUGACCCAAGUCACAGAAGGCAGUUACUGAGACUUCAACAAAACUCAAGACCUCGCAGAGAGCUGGUACUUUCCUGAUGUCCUUACUACACCCAGCUAUGCGUUUGCUGUUUUUAGGUUCACUGUCUCGAAUAUUGUGCGAUUUGAGGCGGGUUUUCGUUGUUUGUUGUCAUACCUGUGAGGCAGAGCCGACAGUACUUGACUAGGAAGAAUGUUAUGUUAGCAUCCUUGCUCUUUGGUGCCAUGUUUUUUCUAUGCUAAUGCCGCUCUACAACAGUGCCAGGCAUUAGACAUUAGUUCUGCGUAAACAGCAGUCCUUACUCAUUUUUUGUUGGAUGUUUCCAGGUGCUUAACACAACUCUCUUGAAACUUGUUUCCGUUUUUUUUCAUUGAGGAACGCUUUAUUGUAAAUUGCUCUCUGCAAGUUCCAAGGGAUAGUGUAAGUUAGUACUCUACAUCUUUGGUUACUGUUCUGCUCUCCAUGUGCAAUUUGUGUGAACACGCACUGAAAGCAGUGCUUCUCAGUGAGCUACCAGUGUAUUGAGAAGUAACACUUGAUGUGACCAGGUCAGGUCCUUAGUGGCAGACCCUACGUAAACCUUUUUUAAUUUAACGGAGGAGAUCGUGCCAUACUACUAACUUUGUGCCCAUAAUGAGGACCACUCUUGGCAAGCAAGGGAAUGUGCUACACUGGGCUCGUUUUCCUGAAGUCCCCCUUUCACCUCGUAAUGUACAUAGAUUUGCUGUUAUAAUGUAUCCUUUUUUUUUUCCAGCAGUCCUAAGUGUCAGUGACUUCGUGAUAUUUUCUGUUGCGUGAAAUGCUUCUUAAAGGGGUCAAACCUGAAACACAUUUCCAUGCCAACUUGCUACCACUAAGCGCGAACGGGAAGUCUAUGGGGUCAGCAAUGUUGCUAUUUCAACUCUUCCGUGAUCCAUAUGAACAGUAAAUGUGACAGCUUGUGGACGAGGACACAAGAGUGAUGUGAGACACAUGAGUUGAGAGUUAGCACCAAGUUUGUCUUUGUUUGUAGCACUGUAUAUUUACUGCUCAUACAUGCAGGUUUGUCAUGAGGUACGGCAAAGGUAUCCUUUCUCUGUAAAAGGGAAUGAAAGGAAUGUACAUCAUAGACUGCUAUGGUGUCUGUGUGGUAAAAGCAGACUGAGUGAUUCUUGAUAACUUGCCAUUCUUUGAUCCUUUACAGCUUAGCAGCCAUGACAUACAUUUGAAGCAUUUCUCUAAAACCUUAUAGCUUCUGGAAAAAUGUUUCAGGGUCCCAUUAACUAUGUUAUUGCAUACUGCAAAAGGUAUGCCUAUAAGUGGCUUUUGUUGUGAAUGUUUGAUUUCAUUUGUUAGUGUUUUUCUCUGUUUCUUCUUUCUUUUUUUGCUGUCAGAGCUACUCAUUUCCAUAUUUUAAAAGCACUUUGUUACCAUCUCAUUACAUUCAUAAUGCUCGAAUCGCAAGCACAUCGUAUUGACUGCACUGUUCUGGCAUUACAGUAGACUCUUCAUAAAGCAAAGAUCAAGCAUGUUUGAAAAUCUAUUGUUUGAAAAGCUGAUGACUGUUCUUGAAUUGUCUAGCUUUUCAGCUCUUAGCAGGUUUUGUCUUGUAGUGACAUACAUUGAAUGCCCUACUGCAUGAUUGUGCUUACUGAGGAAGAAAGUAGGCAACUCUGAAAAGUGGCAUUAGUCUUUUUCAUUUUCACAUAGUUCAAUUGAUUUAUGCACACAUCCUCUGUAUGAACUCAUUAAACGUCCUUCUUUAUGGUUCUUGCAACGUCUCAUUACAAAUGCCCAAGGUUUGAGAACUGUUGCAUAGCAGUACUACAAGAGAAAGCUUGCUUGGACUUGUUUAAGUAUACAAGUCAUCUUUGCUUGCUGAAGGAGGACUGCUUUGCUUGUUACAAAGGUUAUAGAGCCUGUAGUGGAAAGCAUUUUUGGGUGUCAAAACUGCGCAGACUUUCAACUUAUUCAAAAUGGAUGCUACUGGCAGUGUAACGAGUUUCCAUUUUAUUUUAAGUUCAUGCUCGCCUCUGUUUUAGAACACUGCCCUGUAUUAUGCCACACUUGAUUCUAUGGAUGUUAACGUAACUCCAAGGCACAACUGAAGACUGUAAUCUCUGUGUAUAAUGUGUUGUUGCUUCUGGUUUACGACAUUUCUUGUAGUCGCAUAUUACUCACGCUAUACUGCUAGACUUGUUAUUUACACGCUUGUUCCAGAUAUUGUCUGGAAGUAGGUUGCAGGCACACUGUAUUUAUCGACUGCUGUCUGCACUGAAAGCCAGGCUAGGACGUUUAACCUCUGUUGUACAGUACGUGUAUUCGGAGUUAUCCUGUAAUAUUCGGCAUAUUUUAGUGAAGUCCUUGUACAGCAUGUACACUUGGGAGCUAUUGUGCAAGCUUCAGCAUAUUUUAGCAGCCUGAACGUUUGAUUUGGUAGCGCUGGAAAAUGCCACAGAAACGUGCAUAAUUUUCUGUAGACUGUGUAUACCCUAUUUUUAUGUCAUGUUUGUCUGCACCCUUGAAGUGAAAGCUCGGUUUCACAAGUGUGAGCAGCUCCUUUGAAAGUGUAGCAAAUAGAUUGAAUCUCGACACCUUUUGGAGCGUACAGAAAACAGUUGAGUGUGUGCCUCCGAUAUUGGUAAACUGAUGCAAUGACUUGCAAAGAACUUAUAUGACUCGGGUUGCGACACUUAUCAACUACAUACAUUUUCAUUCUCCCUUUACAUUUUGUCUGGUCAUAACGAAUACUGUCUAUACAGGCACUAAGUAACAGUGAAAGCCAGUUUUCACUUGUGGAGGAAUACCUGUGGUAGUAUAGCACAUUUGAAACUCGUGCACCAAGUCUUUUCUACACUAUACUUCACGUGCACAUAGCCUUCUUCAUAAAGAAGCUUCUUCCGUUGCAUCUGGGUUAGGGCUCUCGAGAAAGUGGACUACACGUCAAAGAAACACACAAAGCAACUCGAAAAGCCCAAGUGGAAAUGUGGCCACCUAUUCUGGUCUGUAUGUCAAAUUUCUACACUAGCGAGACAAGAAAUGUCGCUACCAGCGACUACUAGUGCAUUCUCUGAACGAAACUCACUAACAAGACAAGUAAAACAUAAGGUGAUGAGGCGUUUCUUCUUGUAUGCCUCCUAAUCUCUGCACAGUGCUCGCCUAUCAAAUAAGCUGCGACGUGCUGACAGGGCGCUCACAGGAUAAUCUACGAGACUGCUGCUUUUAUUUUAACACUCGUGUUCGUGUCUACAGGUGUACAGAGAAGUAGCCUGCUGCAACAAUACUUGCGCCACUUGUGUGUGUGUAUGAGGCUUCUCCUUCUGUACCAGUGGCAUGCUUUUGCGUACUCCACACUUCUUAGUGCCAUUUGUGAAAGCACAGCCCUGCUGCUUGCGCUGCUGUGUGACACAUCGUUUGUACACGUUUAAUACUUCUUGUACUCGUUCCCACUGGGAUGCUUUCUCCUUUUUGUGUGCUUGCUGAACGUACUGUCGUGGACGGGUGUGUGCUGCUGUGUGGACAACGUAGAAGAGGGCACUUGUCUAGUUUCCAAAAGGCGUUAUGUGUUGAGUCAAUGACCGCCGUUCAGUUUUUAUGAGCGUUAUGUUAAUUUGCUUGUUCGCUGCUUUGUUUUCUUGAAUGGGCAUUGGAUCUUUGCAUGACAGAUGUGCUUCACUUUUAUGUGCACACAACUUGUGGGUGUUUACACUUAAGAAAAGAUUGUCACAUAAGUAUACAUGAAAAAAGCGUGUAGUGUACGCGGUGUCUUUGUAUCAUGCAAGUGAAAUUAUUUUAUCCUCCGCUGCUAGUUCAGCUGAAGAGGUAAUUGGCAUCUGCCAUGUCACUGCAAGUUCUGCACUGGAAGUGUAGCCACCUGUCUAUGCGUGCUUAAAGAAUGCCUGUGUUUUGAAUACUUUGCAGGUUUGUCGCAUUAGUGUUGCGGCACGAAGUCGUCAGUGAAGGCAACAGUUGUGCCAUUCUUCGUUCCACAUUUUGUGAGUUGUUUCAGUGGCAUUGGGGGAAUGUUUUCAGUGUGCAGUCAUUGUGUUCACCUGUACUUGAUUUCUAUUUAUUAUUAAGCCAAGUGAGCGGACCACUCAUGAAAGGGUCCAUAUUCCUUUUGAAUGCUGUCGUCUAUGUAGUUUGUAUAUGGCUAGGGAAAAAGAGCGAGAGUGUUUCUGCCGCAGGUUCAUUUUCAUGCAGUGAUGUAUGCCUACGGACAAGAAAGAGCUUUGUUAGUGUGCCUGCCCUGUGGCCUGUGCACAUGUAUGGCGGCCUAAAAGCUGUGAAUUCAAUAAACGUACCUUUAAUUUAGGA
This is a messenger RNA of Rhipicephalus sanguineus (brown dog tick), 7055 nucleotides long. RefSeq lists its product as uncharacterized. Gene Ontology annotation, cellular component: plasma membrane; cell junction. The record is from RefSeq and is a predicted model, not a curated record. NCBI's taxonomy places the organism in Eukaryota, Metazoa, Arthropoda, Arachnida, Ixodida, Ixodidae. Gene Ontology annotation, biological process: positive regulation of hippo signaling.